Molecule: messenger RNA, 3205 nt
Organism: Oryzias melastigma (Indian medaka)
Lineage: Eukaryota; Metazoa; Chordata; Actinopteri; Beloniformes; Adrianichthyidae
Product: prolylcarboxypeptidase (angiotensinase C)
Exons: 9
Coding region: 1084-2565 (493 amino acids)
Biological process (GO): proteolysis; angiogenesis involved in wound healing; regulation of blood vessel endothelial cell migration
Molecular function (GO): dipeptidyl-peptidase activity; serine-type exopeptidase activity
Source: RefSeq, a predicted model, not a curated record
GUUAUUGCAAAUAUGUGAAGCCUUAAAUAUUGGCAUUUGUUUUGCCCAAUUUGCACAAUAUCUGGGCAUGUUUAAAAAAAACAAAACUGUUUUUUAAUUCUGUAUGUCAGUGAAAGCUUUACUCCCAAAAGGACAGUAAACAAUAGGAUGUUAAUUUUUAUUUAGUUAUACCAAAAAAUAUUUAAAUAUCUAAAUAAAAUUGUAAUUAGAAAAUUGAUUUGUGUUUUCUUUCCCUGAUUUAUUUUGACCUGAAAGUCAGAAAUUCUGACCUUUACUUGAUUUUCAUGUUUUUUUUUUUUUCUUUACUCAAUUAUUCUUCUGAUAAAACGCUUUUUAAUAAUAAACUUUUUACUUUUUUUUGCAAAAUUAUUUUGAAUACUUUUCUGGGGAAUAAUUUUAGGCUCUUAUUUUUUCAAAACAUGUUACCGGAAGUGGUUGAAAUUACGCGAGACUACAGUGUCCGAGCGCGAGACUUACCUUGUGUCGGGAUGCUAGCAAGUUUAUCACAUUGAAAACAUUUAAGCAGGGAGAGAAACAAUGUGGGUUAUGUUUAAAUUGAGAUACAGAGUCGUUUAUAUCUUUUUAAAAAUAUUUUUGACCAAUUAGGAACCAAUUUAAUAUUUUUUUGUAGAUAUUGGCCGUCGUUUUGUGGUUUAGCUACAUAUUUUUGAAUAAGGUACUUAUCUGGAACCGGAGUUCAAACCGGUUAAAAAUGUGUAGAGGAACAUACGGGUAUUUCUGCUUCUAUCUUCUCUCUGAUAAAUAUGCGAAGCGUACUCCAUCUCCCAUCAGCCUUUGCGGGAUAUUUACAGUAGUAAGCGUCUGCUGUAUACAUCGCCCGACUGUCAGCUGAAUGCAGCUGUUCAAAGUUGUUGCCUUCCAGAGGAAGUUUAAACCAGACUGCCGCGGACUGCCCCGUUUCUAAUUCAGAAUUUAGGCAACUCCUCCUUGGAUCCGCUGACAGAAGAAUCUCACUUCCUCUUUUACAUUUUAAACUCCUUCUGAGUGCGAAUUCUGCUGAGAUCAUGCGACCGUGAUCACUCUCCGUGGAGUAUUUGCUCGUGGACUGACAGCAGCUGAAGGAUGGCCACAGUUACCUGCUUUAUAACGUUAAGUUUGGCGUGUUUGCACGUGACUGCCCUUAAAUCACAACUUUUCACCAGAUUGGGUGACCUGAGCUAUUCAUCUGAGCCUCCCAUCACCUAUGAAACCUUCUAUUUUAACCAAAAGAUUGAUCACUUUGGAUUCCUUGAGGACGGCACUUUCAAACAAAGGUACCUUGUGGCAGACAAACACUGGCAGCAGCCUGACGGACCCAUUUUGUUCUACACUGGAAAUGAAGGCGACAUCACCUGGUUUUGCAACAACACUGGAUUCAUGUGGGAAAUCGCCGAAGACUUGGGCGCCAUGCUGGUUUUUGCAGAACACCGUUACUACGGAGAGUCCCUUCCAUUUGGACAAGACUCCUACAGUGACAGCAAACACCUGAACUACUUGACCUCAGAGCAAGCGCUUGCAGAUUUCGCCGUUCUCAUUCAAAGUCUGAAGAGCAAAAUGCCGGAGAGCCCCGUCAUCUCCGUCGGAGGCUCCUAUGGAGGGAUGCUCUCCGCCUGGCUCAGGAUGAAAUACCCGAAUGUAGUUGUCGGAGCUCUGGCAGCCUCUGCACCGAUAUGGCAGUUCCCCCGGAUGGUGGGGUGUGGAGAUUUCUACAAAAUAGUAACACAAGAUUUUGCCAAAAGUGGCCAAAACUGCGCCGCAAACAUCCGCAGCUCCUGGAAGGCUAUAAAUAACAUCUCCUCCACAGCGUCUGGACUUCAGUGGUUGUCUGAAGAGUUCAGUUUAUGCUCGCCGCUCAAAGCUAAGACCGACGCCGUCGUCUUUAAGAGCUGGCUUCAGGAGACGUGGGUGAAUCUGGCCAUGGUGGACUAUCCCUAUGAAGCCAGCUUCCUGCAGCCGCUUCCUGCAUGGCCAAUCCAGGUGGUGUGCAAGCAUCUUACUUUUGAUUCCAAAGUGUCCGACUACGAUCUGCUGCACGGGGUCUCCCAAGCAGCUAAAGUCUACUAUAACUACACUGGAAGCUCCUCCUGUCUCAACACGUCCCAGACAGCGACCAGCAGCCUCGGGGCUCUCGGCUGGACCUACCAGGCCUGCACGGAGAUGGUGAUGCCCAUGUGCACAGAUGGGGUGCAGGACAUGUUCGAGCCCGAAGACUGGAGCUUCCAGGCCUUUUCUGAUGAAUGCUACGGCAUGUUCGGCAUCCGGCCGCGGGAAGACUGGGCCGGCACGCUUUACGGGGGCAAAGACAUUUCCUCUCAUAGCAACAUCAUCUUCAGUAAUGGAGGCUUGGAUCCGUGGUCGUCUGGGGGGGUGACGUAUAACAUCACAGAUUCUCUGGUUUCCAUCAUGAUCCCUGACGGCGCUCAUCACCUGGACCUCCGCUACAGCACCAGCCUGGACCCGCCGUCCGUGCGCUCCGCCCGGGCGCUGGAGCUGAAGUAUUUCCAGGAGUGGAUCGAGAAGGCCAAGACGAGAUCUGGACAAACCGGUUCAGAAAACCAGCUUUAAUCAACCUGACUGGAAUAUUUUGAUUCUAUCAGACUCCAAAGUUUGUCAAAGGUUUGAUCUGUUUGAAGUUAUGGUUUCUGUGGAAGGAAAACUUUAGUUUACACUCCAAUUUUUUAAUGCCAAACUGCACUAUUUCAAAGAAGUUCUGCCUCGAAUACCAAAAAAUGUUUGUUGCUGAUGAGUUUUCAUGAAAAUAAUCAAACUGAUUUCAAAGAAAGAACAAAUUACUUUCAGUUGCUUCAGAUUUUUUUCCAAAUAAUGUCUAACUUUUUCAGGGUGUUUAAGCUUUAUUUUGAUAAAAUAUCCAAAAAGUUGAUUGAGCUCAUUCAUGUCGGCUUCCAGCUGCUCUCCUCCAUGUGUGAUUGUUUUUCUACGAUUAUUAAAGAUUGUCAAACCUAAAUUAGUCUCAGGAGAAUCACCUGCUACCAAAUGUCAAACUUGCAUGUGUUUCAGAAACAAUAAAAAAAAACUUAACUGAAGAAAACUUUAACUCCAUUUUUUUAUUGCCAUCCUCUUUUUCUGAAAGGUUUUAGUUAAAAACCCUAAAACAUAUUUUCCUCUUUGGCAUUUUUUCAAUUGAAUCAUUGUUGUUAUACUAUAAAGAAAAAAAGAUUUUUAAAGUUCACUUUAAAUAAGCAAA